AUGGACACUGUCAAGGAUCUCCUGUCGGUGGUUGGAAGGAUCGAAGAGGCCAUUAAGGGCGCGGAUGCUGUAAAAGUGACGAUGCGCACUCGGAUGAAGGACUACGGUAGCGUCCUCCAAGUGCUACAAGGCUCAGCGCCCGCCAUGUUCGAGAACGAGCUCAUGAGGUUGCAGGAUCUGUUCAGUGAAAUUGAAGAUCUGCACGCUAAACACACGGCCGACCCUGAGGACGGCAGACCAGCCAAAAUUGCCAAGAGGGUCAACAGAGGAACCCAGCAUGAGUCGAUCGGGGAGGCCUUGGACGCUAUAGACAGAGAGGUCGUUCGGCAGUUCACCGCCAUUGCUGCAAAAUCGUCCAUCAACGCGGAGGCGGUGAAAAUUGCGUUGGAAGAAUUACGCCCUCCGAGCUUGCCGGACAUGGCCGCGGUCCCCGCAGGAGCGCUUGACUUGCCCCGCAGCAGCUAUGUGGAGCGAGCUGCGGUACAAGAAGUUGCCGACGGCCUCACCGGCCCGGAGGAGUCCCGUGCCCCCUACACCGUCGUCGGUAUGGGUGGGGGGGGGAAGAGCGUGCUGGCCUCUGCUGUCGUUCGCAAGCCGAGCGUGAGGGAGCACUUCCGCGGCGGUAUUUUCUGGGUCGUGGAUGCGCUUGUUCCUCUGGAAUUCAAGGUGCUGCUGACCACGCGUGAUCGAUCGGUUGUUGGUGUGCCAGCCGGAGGCUUGGAGCUGGGAGACAUGACGGAGGAAGAGGCGCUGGAGUUGCUGCGGACGACGAGCGGGACUGUGGGUCAGCCUGGUGACGAUGUCCGGACGAAGAUGACCAAGGUCGUUGCACUCUGUGGACACCUACCGUUGGUGCUCGCUAUCGCGGGUUCCAUGUCCGUCGUGAGAGGGAAAGGCUUGACCGCCGUCGCCUGGGAAGAGCUGGCCAAAGAGUUGGAGAACGUGGCCAAGAAAAUGCGAGCUCGGAGCGAGCAGUCAUCGUCUAUCAAAGUGGUCCUUGAGACCAGUUUUGACUCGUUGGCAGUGCGGAAGCAAGAAGAGUUCCUGAAGAUGGCUGUGUUGGCCGCGGGUGCUCUUGCACCGAUCAAGAUGCUGCGCAAUCUGUGGGAGAUAGAGGACGCUGAGGGUACGCGAGACGAAGCUGAGGGUCUGGUUAGCAAAUGCCUUCUACACGCUGUGGGAGGUGGUGGGUACCGUGUGCACGACCUGGUCCUGGAGUUUGCGAAGACUAGCAUCAGGGCAGAGGAGGAGACGAUGAAAAAGGCCACAGCGCUGCAGGCGCAGUACCUCGGCAGACUGGACGUGCUCGAGAGUUACCGAGACUCGGAGCACGGCGCUGGACACCAAGGCCUUUUCUGUUUGGAUGCCCUCUGGCGCUCGGUGGAGAAGCUCUCGGGGGACCCUGAGCUGGAGGUUGCCUCGUAUGGCACCAGCCUCGGGGAGUUGGAGUCAGGCGAGGCGACGGAAGCCGUGGGGACAUCCUACUGUUCUGUAGGUUUCUUGUUCAACAUCCAGGCGUUCGAUGGCAAACGUGCUCGCAACUCUAGUUCUUCGUUCAAUCUUUCGAUUGUCGUCGACGCUACCCCUUCCCACCAACUGGGCAAGUACGCGGAGGCCGAACCACUCUAUGAGAGGUCACGGGCCAUACAGGAGAAAGUCUUGGGUCCGGAGCAUCCUCAUGUGGCUACGUCGCUCAACAACCGGGCAUUGUUGUUGGAGAGCCAGGGCAAAUACUCGGAAGCUGAGCCACUCUAUGAGCGGUGUCAGGCGAUAAAGGAGAAGGCUCUAGGCCGUGAGCACCCAAGUCUAGCCACAACGCUCAACAACCGGGCGGGGUUGUUGAAGGGCAAAUACGCGGAAGCUGAGCCACUCUAUGAGCGGUGUCAGGCGAUAGAGGAGAAGGCUCUAGGCCCUGAGCACCCAAGUCUAGCCACAACGCUCAACAACCGGGCGGAGUUGUUGAGAGCGCAGGGCAAGUAUGAGGAGGCUGAGCCGCUCUAUGAGCGAUCGCAGGCCAUUCGAGAGAAGGUGCUUGGUCCGGAGCAUCCAGGCGUUGCCACCGUGCUCAACAACCGGGCGGUGUUGAUGUAUGCCCAGGAGAAGUACAACGCGGCUAUCCCACUUUUGGAGAGGGCCCUCUCAAUCUGUACGAAGAGGCUCGGAACCAACCACCCACGCACGGUCGGCACUCAGAACAAACUGAAAGUUGUGCGGAUAAUGGUUUCGCGCAGUUAA
Messenger RNA from Ectocarpus siliculosus, 2235 nucleotides. The record is from the annotation of a GenBank genome assembly. Lineage: Eukaryota; Phaeophyceae; Ectocarpales; Ectocarpaceae.